Messenger RNA from Melanotaenia boesemani (Boeseman's rainbowfish), 3073 nucleotides. RefSeq names its product coiled-coil domain containing 40 (gene ccdc40). The record is from RefSeq and is a predicted model, not a curated record. Lineage: Eukaryota; Metazoa; Chordata; Actinopteri; Atheriniformes; Melanotaeniidae. Bases 126 to 3029 code for a protein of 967 amino acids. Gene Ontology annotation, biological process: axoneme assembly; epithelial cilium movement involved in determination of left/right asymmetry; heart looping. Gene Ontology annotation, cellular component: cilium; cytoplasm. The transcript is spliced from 19 exons.
UGAAUAACAACGUGUUAUUUAUAAUUUUAAUAAUUAUGUUGUCUGUCAACCUCUACCGCUACGCAAACUGACGCCGGUCCAGCUAACAGUUAUUGUUUUCUGCACGCGCUACACACGCAGGUUAAAUGCAGAACGCAGAAGAUGAUGAAGGAAAGAUGGACAGCUCCGUCCAAAACGAGGAAGAAAAUGAUCAGCUGGACGGAAGUGACGAGGCAGCAGAAGGAAGUAGAGAGGCCUCAUCACUCUCUCGGGAGCUUGCUGAGGGUAUCUCACAGGAUCCAUCAGCACCACAGCCUGAUGACCUCAUACCCCAGCCUGAUGACCUCAUACCCGAGCCUGAUCCACAUCUCAGUUUAGCAGUGCCACCAACACCUCAGCUGCUGAGCCCUAAUACCACAGAAGACAUGGAGGAUCGGGAAUCAUCACAGGAGGAGGAGGAGGAGGAGUUUAUCAUUCUUGACUCUGAACAUUCCCUGAUUAAAAGGUUUCAAGCUGCUCAGAGCGCUCUGUUUAGCAAAAUGCUGGAGAGAAGUAACCUGGAACUGAAAGAAAAGCUGGGAAUUAAGAAGACAGAUGCCAGCAACAUUCAGGAUGUCGGUGUUGAGAUGUUUAGGAUUCAGGAGCAGCUGGCCAGAGUUCAAAACAAACUGGACAACAGUCAUCAGACAAAGGCCCACACUGAAGCCAAACAUCAGCAGACACAAGAUCACCUGGAGGCGACAGAGAGCAGACAUGCUGCUGUAAACGGCCAGAGCAGCCAAGCUAACGCAGAGGUGAGCAGGCUACAAGCUGAGUUGGACAAAUUCAUCCAGCACCUCCUUAUCACACAAGGACACACUGAAGAGCUCCACUCCAAAGUCAAAACUGUGAACAUGCAGAGAAACAAACUGGCAGCUGAGAAAACUCGAGCAGAAGAGAAGAAACUAAAGCAGGAUUUGUAUGUAAAGCAUCUAACAGAGGAAGUGGAGAAGCUGACUCAGCAGAUUGCCAUGUAUGAAGUUCAGACCACUGCUCAGGCAAAGGAGACACGAGCAACCAAAGAGGCGCUCUCUGAGGCUGAAAUGAAAAUGGAGUUGCAUUUGAUCGGAGAUAAACUGCUGAUGCAGCAGUGGAACAGCAGCCUCCUGACCAAGACCAGAGAAGUUGAGGCCUCCAGCACGAUGCAGGAAAUGCAUUUGGUUCAGCAUAAGGUGAUGCUGUUGGACAAAGAGAUUGAAAGUUGUACAAAAAGUCUCAGACAUGAGGAGGAUAAAAAUGAGACGCUGGAUGGACAGCUGCAGUGGUCCGAAACAGAUUGUGCCACUUAUGAAAAACUGAUCAAUCAGAAACGGACAGAGCAGGAGGCGCUGCAGGCCGACUACAGCACCUGCCUCCGCAUCCACCACGAGACGGAGCAGACUCUAGCCAUGCUCACAAAGGAAACUGAAAAAUACCAGACUGAACUGAAAGGUCAGAGGAGGCAAAUGGAGAAACAGAGGGCAGCGCGUCUUGAGCUGGAAGACAAAAUUAUGACACACAUUCAGCAGAAACUCAUCCACAUCAAUGCUGCAAAGUACUCCCAAAAGCUCACUGCCAAAAAGGCCACACUCAAGGACGAGAAGAUGCAGCGCUUGCAGCAGGUGGAGAAUGGGAUAUUUUCGAUGAAACUGGAGAAGCACAAGGUCAACGAAUACGUGAACAGCCUGGUCCUCAUCCAGCAGGCCUUAGAUGAGGAGGUCGCCAAGUACAACAAGCUACUGGUGGCAGGUCAAGCCAGGCUUUCUUCAUUUGUUCACCUCAUCAAGCAGAAGCAGGCGAUAAUCUUCACCUGCGCUAACAAGAUUUCUCAGAUUGUGGCCAGCACUGGGCAUGAAGACCUGAGUCCCCUGCAAAUUAAGCUUCAGGCAAUAACGGCUCAGAUGGAGCAGCUGGCAACACACAUCAAGAGUGAUAAGCAGCUGUGGAUAACGCAGCAGAGGACCAUAGUGGGACUGACCCAGGACCUAGAGGCCAACAGCAGGGAGAUGCGCAAGCUGCAGAUGGAUUACAUUGGAAUGGAACAGAGGAAAAUACGCUUGCACAGUCAGACCGAACUGGAGGAACGAGAUCAAGCAGAACUGGAGAGCAACACGAAGAACCUGAAGAGAGACAUAGUGACGCUGGGCAGCCUCAUAAGCAAGAACAAAAAGCUUAGCCAGGCUCUGGUCCAGGAGAACGCAUUCAUGGAGACAGACUUCCUUCACAAAAUAAUGGAAGCCGAGCGGAAAUCUAUCACAAUGGAAAUGAAUCUUGAUGAGACACAAGAGGAAAAAGAGAAGCUCCUUAACUGUCUAAUGGAGGCUGAGCAGCACAUCAUGUUGUGGGAGAGAAAGAUCCAGAUUCUGAGGGAAACUCGUUCACUUGUGGACUCAGAGAUUCACCAGACAGACAUCAAGAAGCUGAGAGCUGACAUACAUUGUAUGGAGUUGCGAAUCAGUCAGUUGAAGAAGCAGCAGGAGCAACUGAUGAAGGAAAGCGAAGCAGCUGUGGCGAGGAGGGGGGCCCUCCUCCUGCGUGAGGAGACCAUGGCGCAAAGAUCGCACAGGCAGAAAACCAAGGGAGAGCUUCAGCGCUCCAAUGACAGCCUUCAGCACAAGAUCAAGUUAACGCUGAAGGAGGUGGCAGAGUCUGAGCAGGUGUUCAGGGAGCUUCAGAAGAGACAGGUUAGAGUGAGCGACAGUCUCAUGGAGGCGAAGCAGCAGCUGGAGGAGCUGUUCUGCAUCAGCAACACCCUUGACUCUGAAAUGGUUAACAUCCAGGAUGCCAAAGAAAGGAACAUGGCCUACUUGAUCACUCUGCAGGAUCGGAAUAAGAGGCUGCAGGGAGUUCACGAAGGCACCUACAAACCCUCGUCCUCCAGCGAAACGGUGGACGCCGCUCUGCAGCGCCAGACCGAGAGCAUGCAGGCCGUCGGUAAUAUCGUACACUGCGUGUGUGAAGGGUUCCCUCAGCACCAGGGGGCUCUCCGUGUGGUGUCACAAGCACUGGCAGCACACACACACACAGACUAGAAGAGUGACCAGUUCAUUUAAUAUUUACUUUCUUUUAUGAUUUA